Molecule: messenger RNA, 4478 nt
Organism: Sipha flava (yellow sugarcane aphid)
Lineage: Eukaryota; Metazoa; Arthropoda; Insecta; Hemiptera; Aphididae
Exons: 4
Coding region: 759-4409 (1216 amino acids)
Source: RefSeq, a predicted model, not a curated record
GGCGUGCGCCGUAGAUCGUCCCCCACCAACGUUGCCGCCGCCGCUGCCCCGUACGUUUCGUCGUCGACGGUCGUUGCCGUUGUUUUGGUAUUACUUCAUUCCCCCACCGCUGCCGCCGUCACAGCCGCUGUUCGUCGACGACGACUAUCACCGCCGCAUUCGUUGUUACUCCCGGCCGUCAUUACCGAUCGUAUUAUUUGUUAUUAUUGUUGUAUUUAUUACUAUUACUAUUGUUAUUAUUGUUGCCAUUAACGAGUGCGUCGUGAAUGCGUCAACCGACUUUCGUCAAUCGACGGUAAACACCAUCAAUUGUCAUUUUUCGCCGUCCGCCGUCCGACGGCAGAUCCGCCUCGACGCCGUCCGUGCAUUCGUUGCUUCGCGUUGUUCAAGUUUCCGUUCGGUCGCCGUGUCUCACUCGUCCCCGCGUCGGUUGCCUACCGCGUCGCGCGCGUUCACACGCACCACGCACACACUCGCGCGCGCCUAUCGCACAUACGUACGCAGUCCACAUACGCGUUCACGCAUACGCACGUAUUUGUCGUCCGGACGGUCCGUGGAUAUUCAUCCGUGGUUGCCGUUCUCUCGACGACCACUGUAUUGCUACUGCGUUGUCUCUCUAUGUGCUUGCCGUUCGGAAACAUUCGAUUCCACGGCAGUGUCCACUGACGUUCUGCACCGGUGACGACGACGGACGUGGUUGAUAGGCGAGAAGCAGAUACCUACAUGUUUAACUCGAAAGUUCUCAUCAAUCAUUACAAAUGCCAUAUGAACCACUCGUUGUAUUGCAUAGACUGGCGCCCAAAGACGUAAGCCAGUUGAUCCAACAAAAUCAGCCCCCGUCUGCAGUUAUUAACCCGCAGCGUAAAAAUGCUCAUACAUUUAAAAAAAAUGAAGAGAGUAAUGUACAAUUAUCAGAGAGGGACUUAGACGGAAAUAAUAGUGGUUCAUCAUUAGAAAAUCAACAAGAGUCUAAACUAAGAGUGCUAAAAAAUAAUCUUAAUGGUAUUCAUCAUGACGAUCAACAUAAUGACAAACAACCUCAUGAAAUAUUACCUAAGCAACAAAAACUAGAAAAUCGUUUGAAAAAUUAUGGUGGCAUAAAAUUUACCGAUAGCUCUAACCUCGAACCAAAUGAUCUUUUUAACAAAGAAUUAGUUGUAGUUAUUGAUAACUGUUUCAAUGAAAUGAUGAGAGAAAUCAUGGUUAGUACUGCAUCUCAUACAAAGUUACGGAACAACUUGACAGUUGCUAGCAACAGUAACAGCAACAGCCAUACUACUAAUGAUAGUUCUGGAACUUCGACUCGUUGCCCAAAUGAUUAUAAAGGCAAUUAUGUAACAGAUUCUGUUAAUAUUAAUAUUGUAAUGACUUCUAAAUCUUCUAAAUCUCCACCAUCAACUCCUGUAUUAGAGGUGAUAGACAAAAAAAAUAAAGAAGUUUCAUUUAAUAACCAGGAACAUAUUAUUACAAUAGAAGAGCUUGAUAAACAGAUAAAUUUUAACAAAAUUCAACAUGAUUCUUCAGGACUUAGCUUACGUACAAGAACGAUAUCAUCUACUUCGAUACCUUCUGCAUUGCAUCAAUCAACUAUUUCUACCGCAACUUCAGUGCAGUCAGUUAGUUCCAAUUCACCCAUUCCUGGCCCUAGACCUCGUGGUCGACCACCACGGCAAAAAAUACUAAACCAUACAGCUAACAGAAAAUUAUUAUUACAAAACACUAGUAAAAAAGUUGAAUCACUUGCUUGUAAUUUAGAACUUUUGCAAUCGCAGCAAAUUAAAUUAAAUCAAUGUAAUGGUAUUCAUGAUUACAAUCAUGAUCAAGAAAAUAGUGAUAAAAAUAUUGAUUCAAAGAUUUCUGAAUCAGACAAACAUUCAAUUUUGAUACCAGAUAUUAAUAAAAAUGAAGAAUGUGCUAUUUUAGAUGAUGCUUGUAAAAAGAAAUGUAAUGCCCGUAAAAGAAAACAAUCUAAUGUCACAGAUGUAGUAUGUAAAAAGCGUUUAUUAGUCUCCAAUAAUCACAAUGAUUCAUUAGUGACUGAAGGUAAUUCAACAGAGAAGUCUUCAUUAUUAACCACUUCAAAGGAUGAAGUUCAUUAUGGCUUCUUAGCUAGCUGUAACAUUGGUGAUCGAUAUCAACAAUUUACUGAUAAGAGGACACCAUAUUCUUUUUUUUAUGGUUGCACAUAUUGGCCAACAAAUUGGGAGUAUUCAGCAGCAGCACUUACAGGUCAUGUUCAAAAAAAAGCAUCCAAAGAUUCAUUACGUAAAAUUCGAUUAUUAUGUAGUGAAGGAUCAACUACUAAAAUUAACAGUUCUCUUCCACCACCACUGAAAAGUAUAUCAUCAAUUAAUAAACAUCAAACAUCAAUUGUACAAAGACGUGGAACUGCUAGCAAAUGUAUUCAACCCUCUAUUGAAGUGUCAAGUGGUUUGAAAUAUCCUUCAACACCCCCUGUUAUUGUAAAACGACCAGGUAGACCUCCGGGGAAAAAAAAUAAACUUUUUCAGUCUGUGCUUAAAUCAAAUAGUCCCCGGAAAUCACCUCGACAACAUGCAUCUACAUUGGCAGCAAUUUUGUCUGGCAAGAGAAUAAGUUGUAAUGAUAAACUAAUAGCCCAACAAACGGGUCAAAAAAUAGACUUAGAUAUAGAAGAGUCUAAUAAAAAUUCUAUAGAUAUGGAUGGGCCAUGUAUUUUGAAAAUGGCUGUACCAAAGCCUGAACAUAAGUCUGGAUUCCGUCAUUAUAGACGUCGUCAAUUAGAUCAUCAACACGAUAUCAUAAAACGGCGUCGUCGUCGGCGUCGUUCGAUUACUCCACCGCCUCCUAAAUUAUGCGCUCAACAACCGGUUCCACAAAAUAAUUCUAUAAAUGAUUCUGUAGUUGAUCAAGAAAUGGUGAAACUACGUACAAAACAUGUAGAUGUAGUUAGAAGGCGAGCACGGGACGAGAGAUUACGCGCUGCAUUCGUAUGUCAACAAUUGCACAGAGUACAAGAAAUAGCUGAACUGAAUCGCCGUAAUUUAGCUGAGGAAAAUUUACUUCUGCAUAAUGAAAUUGAACACGAUUUUCCAAUUUUACCACUUGAAAACAAUCAAGAUAAAAUUUGGUCUUCUAUAGAAGUUGAAAAUGAUCGCGAACCUGAUAAUAUGUGUUUACAAAUUAUGUACGAACAAACUGCAGAUAAAAGGUUUCUCCGUACUAAUUUAACUGAUGAAACUUUGCAAAUGUACCAUCAACAACGUGAACUGGCUUUAGCUGAGCGUUUAACAAAUAAUUAUUAUGGUGAUAGUGUAUUUUCUGAUUUCGGAACAGACAUGAUAUCAGCUACAAAUAAACGUAAGAAAAAACGACCAAACAUGACUGGUUGGCCAAAAGAAAAACGUCGGAAAAUUAUAGCUUCUGCUUCAUCAAUAUCCACAACCAUCGACACAUUAAAUGUUGAUAGUGAUGUUGAAAGAAAUGAAGAAAUGUUGAAACGUCGAAGAGCAGCAGCAGCACGAGCACAGAGACUUAGACGACAACGAAUAAAAUUAGAACAGCUGCAACUGGCAGCUAAAGAAAAGGUAAAAGAUAAAGUAGUCUUACCUAAACGACGCCGAGGUCGACGUCCUGGUCCACUUAAAAAAAAUAAGACUACCACAUACCGACGUCGUAAGACUAGCGUGAGUAGUAAUGGUACAACAGCUAGUAGUAAUACUAGUAAUACCACUACAGAAAUUAAAGAAAAAAAAUUGACUGCUAAGAAACAACGACGGAAGCGUUUGCUUUUGGAAAAUAAAACGAUAGCACCAGUACCUGAAUCUACUGUUGAGCCCAAUACAGUUGUAAAACGAAGUUGUGGAAGGCCUAGAGGAAGUGUGGGUCGGCGUCAACGAUGGAAAUUACAACGUCAUCAUCAAAAUCAAACGUCUAUGUCACCCGAACAGCAAAAAGAAAAUGUCCUGUCUCAAACAAGUACAGGUAAACUGAAAUGUGUAAUUUCAACUCGUAAUAAUCGAAUGAAAUUAUUGCCGUCUUCCAGCAACAGUUCUUCAGCUUCAUCUAAUCGAAAUAAAACUAAAAAAUCGGCAGUUGCUUAUAAUUUAUCAUCUUGUUUAGAAUCACUGUCAUCAUCAAUGACAGUAGUUGGUAAAACUACUAGAACUACUGUAAAAAGAAAAAGACUACAACAGCAGCAACAAAUUGCUCCAACUACAGUUACAUGGGAUGUCGGUAGACCUAAAAGAUACCAUUCAGCAAAUAAUGGUAGAAAUGCUGGUGGUGUUGUUGUUGAAGAAGAUUGCUGUUUUGUUGGUUCCCAGCCAUUUGAACAACAUUGUCCAGGUGUUGGAGGUUUAAAUCACAAUACUGUGAUUGAAAAUCAGCAAGAUCAAAAAGAAAAUACUGUACAUUUGGCUGAUUUAUAGUAAAUAUUAGAAUUUAUUGUUCAUUAUUAAUUUCUUUUAUUUAACAUUUUUGUAUAGGUGAAAUUUUAA